AUGUUCCAUGGAUUGCCAAGUGAAGACCCCAUUGACCACCUUGAUGAGUUUGAUAGGCUUUGUGAUUUGACAAAGAUCAAUGGUGUCUCUGAAGAUGCCAUCAAGCUGAGACUCUUUCCUAUGUCUCUAGCUGACAAAGCUCACCAAUGGGAGAAGAGCUUGCCCCAUGGCACAAUCACCACUUGGGAUGAAUGCAAGAAGGCCUUUCUUGCUAAGUUUUUCUCCACCGGUCGCACAGCCAAGCUUAGAGGAGAGAUAUCCAGCUUCAUCCAGCGAAACAAUGAGACAUUCGCAGAGGCUUGGGAGAGGUUCAAAGGCUACACAAGUCAGUGCCCACACCAUGGAUUCAACAAUGAAUCACUACUCUCCACUCUUUAUAGAGGAUGCUUGCCUAGGUAUAGGGAGAUGCUAGACACAGCUAGCAAUGGGAACUUCCUCAACCAGGAUGUAGAUGAUGGCUGGCAACUUGUGGAGAACAUAGCUAACUCAAAUGGAAGCUAUGGAGAAGAGUAUGAUCGCACUCGACCCACCACUCGAUCGAGUCAGACGAAAAGUUGA
This is a messenger RNA of Microthlaspi erraticum, 558 nucleotides long. Lineage: Eukaryota; Viridiplantae; Streptophyta; Magnoliopsida; Brassicales; Brassicaceae. The record is from the annotation of a GenBank genome assembly.